AUGGCAGGCUCCGGCGAAAGCGCGAGAACUACGGCGGCGUCGCCUCCCGGGCCGCCCCCCGGGUUCGGCGAGGGUGCCCCGCCGGACAACGCUCUGCACGCCCUGGGCUUCGAGUUCACCCGCAUCACCGGGAGCGAGGUCCUCGGCCGCCUCGCCGUCACCGAGACCUGCUGCCAGCCCUUCAAGAUUCUCAACGUCGGCGUCUCGGCGCUGAUGGCGGAGUCGACGGCGAGCAUCGGCGGGUACAUGGCGUCCGGGUACCGGAGAGUGGCCGGCGUGCAGCUCUCCAUCAACCACCUCAAGCCCGCCCGCCUCGGCGACCGCAUCGAGGCCAAGGCGAACCCCAUCCAGGUCGGCCGCAACGUCCAGGUUUGGGAGGUCCAGAUAUGGCUGUUGGAUCCUAACACAUCGGAGCACAAAGAUUUGGUAUCAUCAGCAAGGGUUACCCUACUAACCAACUUGUCAACACCAGAGGAAAUGAAGAGCUAUGAGAAGGGCAUCAAGAAAUAUGCAAAGCUUUAG
Molecule: messenger RNA, 522 nt
Organism: Triticum turgidum subsp. durum (durum wheat)
Lineage: Eukaryota; Viridiplantae; Streptophyta; Magnoliopsida; Poales; Poaceae
Source: the annotation of a GenBank genome assembly